AACGAUAGAUGACGACUCAUGCUGUCUAUUUACUGCGUGUUAAAUAGACAUCGAUCAACCGUAUACGCGAUCAGUUGCUUUUUUACUCAGUGUAGUUCAUCAUGGCCGUUCAGAUCAUUCCUGAACAUUUGUACGAUUUAAUCCCGAGUAGGUUAACUGUUAUUUUUAGUCUUGCUAGUCUUAUUUGUUUUACCGUUGGGUCAGCAUUAUUUCGACGUUAUAAGUUUAUGAAAAAAUGCAACAAAGUUCCUGGACCACCAGCUCAGAUUCCGCUUCUUGGAAGCUUUACCGAACUUUUUGUUGAUGCUGAUCAGCUCCUACCUCACUGCACGAAUUUAUAUUACAAGUGGAAUAAAAAUUCAAUGUUACGAGUUUGGAUAGGUCCUGUUCCGUGGUUUAUCCUUGGCGCCGCCGAAAGCGCAGAGGUGGUUCUCAGUAGCAACAAGAUCAUCGACAAGAGCAGAGAAUACGAUUUUCUUCAUCCAUGGCUUGCUACAGGUCUUUUAACGAGUACAGGCAGCAAAUGGCACCAGCGUCGCAAAAUGUUGACACCGACUUUUCAUUUCAAAAUUCUUGAAGAUUUUGUCCACGUCUUCAACGAGCAGAGUAAGAUACUCGUUGAAAAGCUAAACAAAAAAGUUGACCAGGAUUUUGACAUUUUCCCUUUCAUCACUCUAUGCACACUUGAUGUCAUUUGUGAAACGGCCAUGGGACGUCACGUCAAUGCCCAAAGUAAAAGUGAUUCAGAUUACGUCCGAGCUGUUUACAGCCUGAGCCGCAUUGUUCAACUGAGGCAGAUCCGGCCUUGGCUUCGACCUGAUUGGCUGUUUAAUCUUUUGCCUUACGCAUCCGAGCAACAGCAAGGCCUGUCAAUUCUGCACGGAUUCACCGAUCAGAUGAUCCGCGAGAGGAAAAUCGAACACAAACUUCGCAAAGCUCAGAUAGAAACGGAGGCAAAGACAGUAACGAAAGAUGACGAGUUUAUUUCAAAGAAACGCAAUUUAGCUUUCCUUGAUCUCCUGAUCGAAGCCUCGCAAGACGGCAAAGCUCUCAGCGACCUGGACAUUCGUGAAGAAGUGGAUACCUUCAUGUUUGAGGGUCAUGAUACGACAGCAGCUGCUAUUAACUGGUCUCUUUUCCUUCUAGGUAACAACCCCGAAGUGCAGGAGCAAGUGAGUGAGGAACUAAUUCGAGUCUUUGGUAACUCUGAUCGUCCAGUUACUAUGGCUGAUUUGAAUGAACUGAAAUACCUCGAGUGCUGCAUCAAAGAAGCCCUUCGUAUUUACCCAAGUGUUCCACUCUUCGCCAGGCAACUGAUGGAAGAUACCACCAUUUGUGGAUAUGAUCUUCCAAGUGGAGCUACACUAAUGGCCGUACCUUACAUCAUACAUCGGGAUCCUACCUAUUUCCCGGAGCCUGACCGUUUUAAACCGGAACGUUUCUUCCCAGAGAAUAUCCGCGGGCGACAUCCGUACGCUUACGUCCCUUUCAGCGCGGGACCACGUAACUGCAUCGGGCAAAAGUUUGCCAUGAUGGAAGAGAAGGUUAUCCUCGCUUCCGUCUUGCGUCGCUUUCACGUCAAGGCGCUAGACAAACCGGAAGGUCUUCCCGUGUUAGCUGAAUUGGUCCUUCGACCCCGCGAUGGAAUUCGAGUGCACCUUACCAACAAAAAGUCCACGUAAUUGCCAACAAGUUGAAUUUCAUUUUCAUUUUCUUUAUGCCAGUGAAAUUUAUUAUUUCAAUUAAAAUGUCUAAAUUCCCUUUACGAUGCCUUCAUGUUCAAAGAAAUGGGCAGCUAGUGAUCAUAAAUUAAUGCAGAUAUAUUCGAUAGCCUAUAGAGAUUGGAUGAAAGUAAAUUCGAAAAUCUAAAAAUAGCAUUUUUGAUGCCUUUUUUACGACACAACAGCCUGAAUGCUGCCCUUACUAGCCGUGGUUUAACAGCUGGAACUAGUUUUUCCCAUAGUUUUCAUUUUUUGUACAGUGGGUUAGAAAAAGAAAACUGUUUCCUCAAAACUUUCGCGAUACUAUUUCCAUGACCAGCAUUAGGGUCCGUUAGAAAACGCGCACAUCGUUUGUCACAGAGCAUUUCGAAUCAAUUUUAGCAAGAAUCACAUGUCUGAUGUCACAAAUUGUUCUGUUCGUUUUGAAGGCCAGAGAAAUGUGUACGAAAAAAAAACAAACGUUGGCAAAAAAAAAGGUGCUACAUGUAUCUGGCAUUUGUAAGAACACUAGGAUUAUAAGGUAGGAAACGUUUAUGCCAAAAAUAGGUUCAUUAACCAAGCCCCUUAGAAAUAUAAAAGGAAAGUGAUGGUGAACAGCCUAACGGAUAGCUUUUCCAUCGAAAUGAAAAUACACUUUCCUCUUAAAAGGGUUGAUUGAUCACACACGGUUGAGUAUUCAGUGAAACGUAGGACACCGUUUUCUGGCAGUUAGCCUAACCGUAUACGAAGAAAUUAAGUUUUCCCCUAACUGCACCCUUUUGUCUUGUCUUACUGCAUUUGUCGGUCACGUACAUCUUGAAAAGUCUUUGACGUAAGUAAACAAAAACGUGCGAAUGCCUCA
Daphnia magna is the source of this 2562-nucleotide messenger RNA. Its product is annotated as cytochrome P450 4c3. Lineage: Eukaryota; Metazoa; Arthropoda; Branchiopoda; Diplostraca; Daphniidae. The transcript has 13 exons. Bases 102 to 1682 code for a protein of 526 amino acids. The record is from RefSeq and is a predicted model, not a curated record. Gene Ontology annotation, molecular function: monooxygenase activity; iron ion binding; heme binding.